AUGACUGUCCCUACCUUCGACAUCAUCAUUCUACUCGGCCUCUUCAUCACCUCGACCGUCGAUGCCCUUCACCGAUACCAACGAGUGAUCAAUGCGGAGCGAAUUGUUAUCACCGCGAGCACGAGCAUUGCCGCUCUGAUCGUCUGGGCUUUGAUCGGCCUCUUUGCUGGCAACGGCUCCUCUUUUCCCUUGGGCAUUGUAGUAUUCGCCCCGAGCGGUGUCUGCUUUAACGGUCUGGCCAUCUUCUUCGGUGCUGAAGCGCUUCGCAUAGAUGCAUGA
Messenger RNA from Fulvia fulva, 279 nucleotides. RefSeq lists its product as uncharacterized. The transcript is spliced from 2 exons. Bases 1 to 279 code for a protein of 92 amino acids. The record is from RefSeq and is a predicted model, not a curated record. Lineage: Eukaryota; Fungi; Ascomycota; Dothideomycetes; Mycosphaerellales; Mycosphaerellaceae.